GUGGCCUCAACCCGGCCGGCACAUCAGACCUGCAUCCUGGGUCGGGAGCUUGUCUUCUCGAACACCUCGUCUUCUUUGUCUCACCUCUUCUUCUCUCCGAGGGCAAACUGCAGCUGUGUGCUACCCCUCGUUUAUUAAUGGCCGUCCCCCGCCAGAUGCAACCCUAUUUCAGCCGCAAUUGACUGCGGCCUGUCUGACUGACCUCUUGCGAGCAUUCCUUCGUUCUUUUUGUGUGUCCGUUGUUGGUGGGCUCCCAGCUGUCUGUCUGUCACAUGUCAAAACCAUGGCCGACUUGGACUUGUCUCUACCUGCACGCCUGCUUGCUGCGGUAGAGCAGCUGGUCUGGUCUACCUACAUGGUUGCGAGGGAGUUUCCUUUUACCAUCCUCCCUCUGAUCAUCAUCGCCUUUGUCAGUUUGGCUGUGUUGGCUUUCUUCAUCGGCCUCCACAUCAUCGCACCAAAGCCACGCGCCCCAUUACCCUCCGAAAAGACAUACAUCACCACCACCCCCGAUGGCAUCACCACCAGGCCUCUGCCAUGCUGGUUCGACAGAUGGGACGCCGAGCGCAAGCUGAGCGAGUCCGCCGCCGCCAGCAAGAACGCCUUCGACGUCCCAGACACCGGCUCCGUCGAGCCCCCCGAGGUCGAGGUGUCGGUCGUCAUCCCGGCCUACAACGAGGAGAAGCGCAUCCUGCCGGCCCUCGAGGAGGCAGUCGAGUACCUCGACGGCAAGUUCGGCCGCCCCACCACCGACGACCGGAAGAAGCGCAUUGGCAGCCCCCCGACCACCCCGCACCACCGACAGUUCUUCAGGCGGGCAACCCGCCCAGACGCCACCAGGGGUGACGAUGCCGCCGCCGCCAUCCCGCCCGCGGGGUACGAGAUCCUCAUCGUCAACGACGGCAGCCGCGACAAGACGGUCGACGUCGCGCUCGACUUCAGCCGCCGCCACGGGCUGCACGACAUCCUGCGCGUGGUCAACCUCGAGAAGAACCGCGGCAAGGGCGGCGCCGUGACGCACGGCUUCCGCCACGUGCGCGGCCAGUACGUGGUGUUUGCCGACGCCGACGGCGCCUCCAAGUUCAGCGACCUGGGCCGCCUGGUCGAGGGCUGCGAGGACGUCGUCGACGCGAGCAACCGCGGCGUCGCGAUCGGGUCCCGGGGCCACCUGGUCGGCAGCGAGGCCGUGGUCAAGCGGUCGGCCAUGCGCAACUUCCUGAUGAAGUCGUUCCACUUCGUCCUCAUGAUCCUCACCCCGCCCGCGACGUCCCGCAUCCGCGACACCCAGUGCGGCUUCAAGCUCUUCUCCCGCGCCGCGCUGCCGCACAUCGUCCCCUACAUGCACAUGGAGGGCUGGAUCUUCGACAUCGAGAUGCUGAUGCUCGCCGAGUCUGCCCCGCCCAGCUCCGUCUUCGCCAGCGACGGCUCUGUCAUCGGUCUUGCGCCCGGCAUCCGCGUCGCCGAGGUCCCCAUCGACUGGCACGAGGUCGAGGGGACCAAGAUGAACAUCAUCAAGGACAGCAUCGGCAUGGCCCUGGGCAUGAUCAUCCUACGCGGGAGCUGGAUGUUUGGCGUGUACCGGCGGCGCAUCACAUGAUCUGGUUGUCUCCUUCAUUCUACAACUUGAUUUUUUUCGUUCUUAAGCAUCUCGCGAUAAUAGCUCUCACCUGUGCUGUAUUCAGUCAAAUUACUGGCAUUUGGAACUGGCGUUAGGGUCACCUUAAAAGUUGCUAUUACUUUUCGUGAUGUGCAUAUUGAUAAAUACUGCACAGUAAGAAUCCGCCUAGCAGGAAGGCGAUAAGGAUCACAUAGACAGACCUUGUGGGGACCAUAUGCUAGAUAUCAAUGGCAUGCAUGCUCUACAAA
Molecule: messenger RNA, 1866 nt
Organism: Diaporthe batatas
Lineage: Eukaryota; Fungi; Ascomycota; Sordariomycetes; Diaporthales; Diaporthaceae
Exons: 2
Coding region: 284-1597 (437 amino acids)
Cellular component (GO): endoplasmic reticulum membrane
Source: RefSeq, a predicted model, not a curated record